AUGGGUCGUUCCGAUCCAAGAAAAGUGGUGUUUGCAGCUAAAGUGGCCUCUGCUCUUUCGCUUGUUUCAAUCCUUAUUUUCCUCAAAGAACCCCUUCCUUAUAUUGGAAAACACUCCAUCUGGGCUAUCCUUACCGUUGUCGUUGUGUUCGAGUUCAGCAUAGGAGCUACGCUGAACAAAGGACUUAAUCGCGCAUUGGGGACAUUAUCGGCUGGAGCACUAGCUCUGGGCAUUGCUGAAUUGUCAUUAAUGGUGGGGAAAUUUCAAGAAGCUGUGAUUGUGAUCAGCAUUUUUAUUGCUGGUUUUUUUGCGAGUUAUUUGAAGUUGCACCCUUCGAUGAAGCAAUACGAAUAUGGAUUUCGCGUCUUCUUGUUGACAUUUUGUAUUGUACUCGUAUCUGGCACUUCAGAUUUUGUGCAAACAGCUGUUUCUAGACUACUUCUAAUUGCACUUGGAGCUGGUAUUUGUUUGCUCAUUAAUGUAUGCGUUUACCCCAUUUGGGCGGGCGAGGAUCUGCAUAAAUUGGUUGUGAAAAAUUUUAAGGGCGUUGCCACUUCUUUGGAAGGCUGCGUCCAUAUGUAUUUGCAAUGUGCUGGGUAUGACAGAAUACCCUCAAAAAUUCUUGUAUAUCAGGCUUCUGAUGAUCCAUUGUACACUGGAUAUAGAGCUGCAGUACAGUCUACAAGCCAAGAGGAUUCUCUGCUGGCUUUUGCCAUAUGGGAACCACCUCAUGGCCGUUACAAAAUGUUCAAUUAUCCCUGGAGCGAAUACGUCAAAGUUAGUGGUGCUCUACGACACUGUGCAUUAAUGGUUAUGGCUAUGCUUGGAAAUAUACUUUCAGAAAUACAGGUGCUUGGCGUAGCUCGAGGAAUGUCGCUAAAGGGCGAGGCUGAUUCCAAAAAGAUCACCUAG
Messenger RNA from Fraxinus pennsylvanica, 912 nucleotides. The record is from the annotation of a GenBank genome assembly. Lineage: Eukaryota; Viridiplantae; Streptophyta; Magnoliopsida; Lamiales; Oleaceae.